Molecule: messenger RNA, 1449 nt
Organism: Dendronephthya gigantea
Lineage: Eukaryota; Metazoa; Cnidaria; Anthozoa; Malacalcyonacea; Nephtheidae
Exons: 2
Coding region: 1-1449 (482 amino acids)
Molecular function (GO): nucleic acid binding
Source: RefSeq, a predicted model, not a curated record
AUGGAGUUGCUCCCUGGUCCUGAUGUUCUAAACAGCCUGUGUGGAGUUUUGAUUCGUUUCCGCUUAGAGAACAUCGCUGUUAUGUGCGAUAUAGAACAGAUGUUCCAUUGUUUUCAUGUUUCUCCCGAAGAUAGAGACAUGUUACGUUUCCUCUGGUUUGACGAAAACGACCCUGGAAAGAAUGUCAUUGAAUAUCGCAUGAUUGUGCAUUUGUUCGGUAACACCUGUAGUCCCGCCAUUGCUACUUACGGUUUAAGGAAAACAGCUGACGAGGGCGAGGAGAAGUAUGGUUAUGACGCGAAGGCGUUCGUGAGAGACAACUUCUACGUGGAUGAUGGAUUGACAUCCUGCUCCACCCCGGAAAUUGCCAUAGAGUUGGUAAAGAAGACCCAAGCUAUGUUGGCUGAAGCAAACCUUCGACUCCACAAAAUCGUGUCGAACUCGAUUACAUUGAUGGAAGCGCUCCCUCAGCAAGAUCGAGUAACGAAUGUCAGGGACUUAGACUUACACAACGAGCCUCUACCAGUUCAACGAUCCUUAGGGAUGUAUUGGAGUUUGCAAGAUGAUGCCUUUACGUAUCAAGUAUCCGUCUCGGAAAGGCCCUAUACACGUCGUGGAGUCCUAACAGUCGUCAACUCGGUGUACGAUCCACUUGGCUUUGCCACACCCGUAACGUUAAAGGGUAAACUUAUUCUUCGUAAGCUAGUUGCUAUGGGAAACAAAGACCGUACAGAAGACACACCUCUAGGAUGGGACGAUCCACUACCAGCGAAUUUGAAUGGGGAAUGGCAAAGUUGGCGUAAUUCUCUUACCACACUAGAAAACAUCUACAUCCCAAGAUGCUACCACGCGUAUGGCUUUGGUAAAGUUACUCGAAACGAAAUACAUGCAUUCUCAGACGCAAGCAAAGAAGCAGUCGGUGUUGCUGUGUAUCUAAAGCAAACCAACGCACAAGACGAAGUUAACGUAUCACUCGUAUUUGCCAAGGGAAAACUAGCCCCAAGACAAGCAACUACGAUCCCACGAUUAGAACUUUGUGCCGCGGUAUUGGCAACCCAGACUGUCGAACGAAUAACGAAAGAACUUAAAUUGGUAACCGUUGCUAAGGUAGUCUUCUACACCGACUCCAAGGUGGUCUUGGGAUACAUCCAAAACGAAAGCAGAAGAUUUUAUGUGUAUGUGGCCAAUAGAGUUCAAAUCAAUAGAAAGUUAUCAAACCCAUCACAAUGGAGAUACGUUGAAACUACCGACAACCCAGCGGAUCUCGCCACCAGAUGUACACCUGCGAGUGCCUUAAAGAGUUCAUACUGGUUUGAAGGCCCUACGUUUCUACGCGAUGCUGCCGAAACCACAGACAACAACGAAGAAUCAUUAUUAGACGAUAACGACCCAGAAAAAGCUACGAGGAAAGAUGCUCACACAACACAUGGCAGACCUACCAACCGAUAG